Messenger RNA from Peniophora sp. CBMAI 1063, 615 nucleotides. Lineage: Eukaryota; Fungi; Basidiomycota; Agaricomycetes; Russulales; Peniophoraceae. The record is from the annotation of a GenBank genome assembly.
AUGUCUGGGUACUCGUAUGAGAUCGCGCACUGGUCUGCGUCCGAGGCUGUCAAGAAGGACUUUGGUCUCACGAAGGAUGUUGUGAAGACUAUGAAGGAGAAGACAUCUCUUCCUGUAUUCGGAGGAGUCAGCGUCGAGACGUCCGAGCUGUUCUUCAUGCUCACCUGGGACAAAACCGAGACGCACAAAGCCUUCAUCGACUCGCCUGACUACGUCCCCUUCAAAGCGCUCUUCCCGCCCCUCAUGCCCGACGGCGGCGCGACCGUCGAGAUGACGCACACCCACUUCGACCGCGACCCCCUGCCCAUCUGGAACGCCAAGGUCACCGAACACGCGUGGUUGACGCCCGAGGAGGGUAAGAGGGAUGCGCUUGUGGAGACCUUGGGGCGUAUGGCGGCGGAGCUGGAGGGGCUGCCGGAGUAUUCUGUUGGUAUGGCUAUUGGGGCCAUCGAGGAGAAGCCUGAACAGGUGUUGGCGGUUAUUGGGUGGCAUAGCGUUGAGGACCAUAAGAAGGCAGUCGGUCCCGAUGGGCCGUGCCGCAAGUACCUCGUUGAGCUGGGACCAAACGUGACGGGCCCGCCCGACGUUGUCCAUGUCCCCUACGCGCGCCAGUGA